Messenger RNA from Paramecium pentaurelia, 504 nucleotides. The record is from the annotation of a GenBank genome assembly. NCBI's taxonomy places the organism in Eukaryota, Ciliophora, Oligohymenophorea, Peniculida, Parameciidae.
UAUGACAACUUGGAGGGCAUUAAUCUCACCAUCUAAUAAUGUGUCUCUAUUAGAAUCAUAUAAGGAAUCGAUAGACAAUAGAAUUCACACUCAACCUAAAGGAAGACAUACUAAAACUAUUACUUAGAGUACAAAUAUUUCACAUCAGAAACCAACUAUUAAGAGAUUACAUUCAAAAUCUAUAGAUAUUGAUUAAGCAUUUAUUAAAUCAUCAUCAGAUAAUUUAUUAGAUGUAUUUAAAUUAAUUAUUUAAAGGAAAUUAAUGUUAUAGAUGAGAAAUCUCAAUUUGAUGAGAUAAAAGUAAUGUUGAUAAGUAAUUCGAUUAAAUUGAAAAAAUUACAUGAAGAUAUUGACAUAUUUGAUUAUAAUUAAAGACAAAUUAAAGCAUUAUAAAAAUAAAUUUAGUUUUAGAGAAGUAAGUAUAAUUUAUAAAUUAAUUCGUAAAUAAAUCAUUGCUUUAAAAAGUUGUAGCAAAUUUAAAGCAAUUUAAAAAUAAAUUAUUGA